AUGGACUCGGGUUCCAAAGACAAUGAGCAGGGAGAAGUGAGGCUGAGCAGACAAAGAAGCGAGCGCAACAGGAAGAAAGGAUCUGGGCAACUUGAAGAGCUGCUCGGAGCAGGACAGAACAAGACGAGAUAUCCCAGCCCAAGAAUAACCAGCACUAUGACCGGGCCGGAGUCCCAGAAAGGCGACGCUACCACCACCACUACCGCCAACAACAACACCAUCAUCAUCAUCAACAGCAAGAACGACUACGACACUCCUGCCGGCCUGCUCGCGCUCCAAGCGACCGCGCAGACCCUCGUCGCGACCCUCGACCGCCAUGCCCGCCGUAUCCUCGCCGCGCUGGGCUCCGACCGGGCGACCCCGCGGGCAGAGGCCGAGGCCGAGGCGGAGGCGGUGCGGAGGAUGCUCCGGGAACUGGACGCCGUCCGGCACCGGGUCUGCGUGGGGAAGGCGGAGAGGCCGGCGGUGGCGGCGGUGGCGGUGGAGGACGUGGCGCGGAAUGUGCGGUGGUUGUGGAAGGUUGGGAACGCGCUGGGGGACCUGGAAGUCUGGGGAGGGAGAGAGGAAGGAAGGAAGGAAGGGGGGAGAGCCAGAGUAAGAGGCAGAACCAGAGAAUCAGCGCAGCCGCAUGACGAUUGA
Molecule: messenger RNA, 639 nt
Organism: Thermothelomyces thermophilus ATCC 42464
Lineage: Eukaryota; Fungi; Ascomycota; Sordariomycetes; Sordariales; Chaetomiaceae
Exons: 4
Coding region: 1-639 (212 amino acids)
Source: RefSeq, a predicted model, not a curated record